Cladocopium goreaui is the source of this 915-nucleotide messenger RNA. NCBI's taxonomy places the organism in Eukaryota, Dinophyceae, Suessiales, Symbiodiniaceae. The record is from the annotation of a GenBank genome assembly.
AUGAUGUACGACGCGAUCGUCAUCGGUGGUGGCAGUGGUGGAAGCGCUUUCUCCAAACGAGCUGCAGGCUACGGUGCCAAGGUGGCCUUGAUCGAACGUGGCGCCCAGUGGGACACGGCGAAGGGCAAGCGUCUGAGCGCCGGGCCCGGUGGCACCUGCGUCAAUGUGGGAUGUGUGCCGAAGAAGCUGAUGUUCAUGGCCGCGGCGCAUCGCGAGAUGAUGGUGGGUCCUGCCGCCACGGCGCAGGGCUAUGGCGUCAACGUGCCAACUGGGGCAGGGAGCAUUGAUUGGAAAGCUCUCAAGGAACGACGAGACAAAUAUGUGGCCAAAUUGAACACGGGUUACACUGCCGGUUGGAAGAAGGAAGGUGUGGAAGUGAUUGAAGGCAUUGGCACUUUCGUGGAUUCUGAAACUGUCGCAGUGCAAUGCAAUGAUGGCAGCAGCCGCACCCUGAAAGGCAAACACAUUCUGAUUGCCUGUGGUGGUUUGCCCUCUGAGCCAGACAUCCCGGGUGUGGAACAUGCGAUCAACAGCGAUGGAUUUUUCGAGUUGGAGGAACAACCCAAGAAGGUGGCCGUGGUGGGUGCUGGAUACAUCGCGGUGGAGAUGGCCGGCAUUCUGCACGCCAUGGGCUCAGAGACGCACCUCUUCUUCCGCGGCGACACGGUGCUGCGCCGCGGCUUUGAUCCCUUCUUGGUGGAGACCCUGAUGGAGGCGAUGGAACAUCAUGGUCCCAUCCUGCACCGAAAUAGCACCCCCGCCAGCAUCACCAAGCAAGAGAACAAAUUGCUGACCUACACGGCCACCGAAGGGCCAAUGGGGGAGCAGAAGGCGAUUUCGGACUUUGUGACUCGGCCACCGAUGGCCAUGAGGGCAAAAAUCAGCCAGAGUUGGGCGGCAAUCUUGGAAAGAUGA